Messenger RNA from Hylaeus volcanicus, 7192 nucleotides. RefSeq lists its product as uncharacterized. The record is from RefSeq and is a predicted model, not a curated record. The transcript is spliced from 25 exons. NCBI's taxonomy places the organism in Eukaryota, Metazoa, Arthropoda, Insecta, Hymenoptera, Colletidae. Bases 267 to 7004 code for a protein of 2245 amino acids.
GUUGUUGUCACCAAUUUUUUUUAUCAUAAACUAUUAAAGUGGUAAGAUCUGGGUCCACAGACUUGAAAAGGAGGUACACGAACUCGCGACAACUCAUUUUGUAUCCACAACACGAUGAGUUCACUUUUUCUAGUAAUCUGUUCAUAAUAAUGAGUUGCAUUUUUAUUGAAAAGGAAUGAAAACUGAAAUUUUGAACUUGGUUGGGAGUAAUAUGAUAACAAUCAAAUGAUCGCACUUGAUUUUCUUUUUGUUACCGUCGUAUUAUUAUGAAUUCUAGAACGCUUGACACAAAAGUUCUAGCCAACUCAAAAAUUAAACAAAACAAAAACAUUUCUAGUUUACAGAAAAGAUACAAAACGGAUGUGACGUUAACUCCUUAUCCAAUUUCCUCAACGAUUUCCAAUUCGUCAGUGCUUGAGGAAAGCUUUGAUCCUACAAUAAUUCUUCUUUCUGACGAAGACGAAGAUAAAACACGUCAUAAUACAGAUAUCCAUCUGAACCUACCACUCCCUAUCCAAGAGAUCCCCUCGUUUGAGCUCUCCGUACUUCGAGCACUAAGCGUAUGGAUCUCUGUGGCUCAAGACUGCCAAAACAGAGAGGAAUGUAUUCCGUAUUUUGAAUCUUCCAAGCUUUCCUCUUAUAUCCGUUCUUUGCAAUACAGUUCUGGUUCCCAUACGACAGUAGUGAAAUUAUUAGAUGAGCAGAUGCUGACCACUGGAUUAUUGCUUGUUGAAAGCUUUUCUUCUUUUUUCUCAAACGUAGAUGGGUCAUAUUGUCUCAAAAAAUGUUCUCAACAAAAAAAUAUUCUCGUCACAUUAGAGGAUCAUCAAAAAAGAUUACGUCAAAACAUUGACCUUCUAGGAUGCCUAGAUGUUGUACUACUUCUUGCUGCGUUACCAUCCUCCACCCUUUUAUAUCAUUAUUCAAAACGGAAUAAUUUUAUUUUGUUUGUAACAAAUUUUUUGCGAUUAGAAUGCCUGGAGUUUUGGGAAUAUUAUUCACGUCGGAUUCAUAAGAAGUCAACGUCUGAAAAAGAAAAUCGAAUACAAUUAUUUGGACAUCAGAACCACCUUGAAUUUUUUUCCGAAUGUAACAAUCAAAUUUUAAAUUCUACAAUUCGUUUAAACUCUAGCUUAAGUCUUUUAGUGUCCACGCAUACUUUUCCCCAAUCAGUGCUUCACGGAAUCGUAUCUCUUUUUGUCAAAAGUCUACAACAUCCUUGUAUUCGUUCACUGAAAAAUGACAACUUGGAUAGUUGCUCCGAUGAGUUGUUGCAGGCUUUUAACACAUGUGUUAUCGAUUCUAUUCUCUUUAUCUAUGCCCAUUCACGUUCACUUACUUGCUUUAUUGAAACAUCGUUGAUUGAUUCCAUCCCGCAGUGUGUUUCCGGUCAGCAAUAUGCAACAUUUAAAAAAAACAAUCCCUCUCCUAUAGUCACUUUAUUACUCAAGUUACCAAUGUAUUCAUAUCAAAAAAAUAUGAGUGAUGAUAAGAAAAACAUUUCUUUUCUCCUUUGCAACGAGACCGAAGCAACAAGAAUAUUAAAACAGCGUUAUCAAGAUAUCAAGGCUUGUGUUGAUCGCUUGGUCUUACAGAUAAUAAACAAGACUUUUUCAUGUUCGAUUUAUUCUUCAAUAGAAACAAAACCUCUUAAUAUACCAAAUUCAGUUUAUCGCAGCCGUCAUCAAUUGUUGGUCAUAAUAAAGUCGAUUUUUUUUGCUUUAGAAACGUUUUUUUACCCAACAGCCACACUGUAUAUACAACAAUUUUCUCACGUUCUGUAUCAAUUUGCGAUCUAUAAUAUUAAUAGUACUGAAUCCAGAAACAAACGAUCUCUUGUUUCCUCACAUUAUUUGAAAAUGAAUUCACAAGUUUUGUCUGUUACAACAAUUGCCCUUAAAAUUUUAGGUUAUAUGACUCAGCGUUUACUACAUUUUUGUGAGUCAACAUUGAAGAGUUCCACUGAACAUCGUCCUUUAAUCAAAAUUGAAACUGAUUCUCUUUUGUUUGUAAAGAGCUCAAGUAACAUUCACACUUACUGUAACGUGUGUUCUUCUAUAUGUGAGUCGCGUCAUUCUUUAAAUACUGAACAAGAGGAACCAUCUGAAAAAGCUCAAAACUUAUGCAAUGCUUGCUAUUCCAAGACAACAUGCGCUGAGUUUGUAUUUCAAACAACUCUACCUAAAAUCCAUCACACUGAGCAACAGUCUCACUUGUGUACUUUUUUUGAAAAAUUAACAGGAAUCUCUAAAGAUUUUUUUGGAGAUAAAAGUUUGCAGGAUGAUUCCCUGAAAUUCUCCCUUUCAAAUAUACGAUCAUUACCUUUGUAUCCAAGUUACUGUCUAGCCUUCUUAUAUCAUUUUUACUCGUAUGUCUCACUGCAAUCCGCAACAUACGAAAGCCAAUCUGUUAAGUUGUCACGAAACAAUCUCAAACACUCACACCCAUAUUCUUCUCCCAUUCCUUCCUUUCAUUUGACUGCCUACGCGAGACUACGAGAAACCAUAAUAAUUUUAAUGUUCAUAUGGCUAGAAGACUAUUUCCGAAAUGAUUUAAAAACGGAAGAUAUUUUAUUUAAAGAAACUUUAUCUAAAGAUAUGAACAUUGCAAAGAAUGACAAGAUUUCUGUCACAAGAGUUGAAGCAGAAACAGUUCAAAACAAUGACUUUUUUUCUGAUUUGACAAGAAAUUUUUUUACAAUUCUUAUGGCAGAGUAUUUCUUGACAUCAGAUACACCCACGCAUAUUGCUCAAAACCUCUCCUGUUUUGACAACACGGGAUAUUUGACUCCAUCAUUGCCACAAAGUACCGAAGAGCUUCAUCUGGGUCUAUUGUUUAAAAAGUGUAUAACACCAAUCGCAAAUACAACGAAAACGAUACUCAUACGAAACCUUCUUUAUCUUCAAACAAAUGCCUUAAAAUCAUUCAAUGACUCAACGCUUCAGGUGUUAGGAAAUUGCUGUUUGGAAAACAUUUGGUUGUUUCUCGAUUCGGACUAUGGUCUUCAAGUCGUUAACAUUAUGCUGAAAGCAUUUCAAAAUACUUGUUCUGAAUGUUUUUAUAUGCUUGUUUUUUUUAGAAAAUUAUGGAGACGUUUAUCUUUGUUAUUUCCAAAUACUUGUUUUUUUCAAAAAGUUAUAAUACAGUUUCAAUCCAUGCAAAGGGUUCCACAUAUCAUGGAUCAGGCAUUAACGAUUCCUUCGUUUCUUUGUCAAAAUGAUUGUGAAACGUUUUUCACCGCUUUAAUGGAGCAAGAUUCUAGCACCACCCAUCAUAAAAAAAUAUUAGAGUCUUCUUUUACAAGCAUUUCUUCACCCAUGCUUCGUAAAAAUGCAAUACAAUGUGACGAUUUAUUUGUAUACAUUCGUUUAUUAGAAAUACUUUUUCGUCUUUUUUUGCCAAUAGUCAUUGGUUGCUUAGAACAUGAUUCUUUAUUGAUACGCUCAGAGGCAUGUAGUGUUCUUGAACAUGUCGUUGACAAACUCCCUCGAUGCAUUUGGUUUUUGCCUUCUCUUCUAUCCAGAAUAGUUGUUAGACUGAAUCGACCAGAAGAAAGCCAUGUUUUUCGUUAUACUGCAGCAAAAAUUUUUAACAAAUUCUUUUUUGCAAAGCCACUUUCAAUAAUUUUACAGGAGGAAAAAAAUUUACCUUCUUCGUGCUUUACUACAGAAGACAUGGAUGCGUUUAUUAAAGUUUUUUACUUAUGCCGCGAGUUCACCAGUGAAAAAACCACAAGUACAUUGCCUUCUCAUUCAACAGAAUCGUUGGAAGCAUUAUGGUUACUUUUAAAAGAAAAACUGAAUGAUCAAGUUUUACAUUCCGAGAGUGAUGAAAAAGACAAAAAAGAAAACUUUCUACCAGAAAAAAAGAAAAAUUCGUUUAAAAGAAAAAGUCAAAUCGUUUUGAUAGGGCGCUCCAUUGAAAAUCGCUUACCAAUAUUAACUCAAAUUCUAUUGUAUGGUCUUGCAACUCAACGUUACUCUUUAAACAAUUUAUAUCUUUUGUUUAAAACACUUUUUUUUAAAAGUCUUGAAAUGUUCGUUCAACAAAAUAGAUUACAAAAUACUACCAAGUCACAAGUAACUGUCGUUAUGUACUUAAAAGGGAUCCGUUUACUAUUUCAAACAGGAUUUUCCGAUAUCAAUUAUAUUAAGCAUCUUUUAUGUCAUUUUCAUAGAAAACUUGAAACAAAACAAGAUACUAUAAUAGUACGCGAGCUUUGUCAUAUUGUCACGGAUAUGCUUUUAAAUCAUUCUCGUAUCCAAAACUUCUCUCAAUGGAGCACACCUAAAAAUUCUUCUGAAUUAUCUUCUGAAACAAUGAAACAUUUUUGCACUCUUCAAGAUCUACUAUUAGAUCAUUUGGUAACUUCAGGAAGCCGUUUUUUAUUAACUAUUGCCUUGCAGUGUCUUUGUCUAUCUGUGGGAUGUUUAACAAAAAAUUACAGCCAUAUUAUUGAACCUCUUAUUUCUGACAGCCUCACCCUAUUGAUUCCCUUUUCUUUUAUAAACAAACAUCCAAAACUGUAUAGUGGAGUGAAUUUUUUUAAUCUUUUGCGUUAUGGAAUAACUUGUCUUACAAGACGUCACACUGGAAUGAACUCAGUUAAUGUGAUAGUGGAUCCUAAUAACGAUGAAUUAUUGAAAAAACAAUUUUUUUUUGUUUUUGAAGGCUAUAAAAGACGUGUUUGGAUUCUAGGUGUUUUAUCCUCUAUUGUUGAUUUCGAAAACGAUAUUACUCAAAAUAUGCGUGCUAUGUGUCAAACGUUAAAAACAACUUCACCCCAAAAUUCCGAUAAUAACACUUCACCUUAUCGUACACGUCUCGAUGAUAGAAACGAAGAGAACGUUACUACCCAAUUAUUACGUAUUUCAUCGUCUAUAUCUUGCACAAAAAACACUCUUUCAAAUGAAACUCACACCACUUGCGUUGACGAUACAUAUUCAAACUAUACGUUAAAGGAGAAUCCUUUAUUUAUUUUUCGAAACCUACUAAAUCAAAAUCCUGAUACUCGAGCCGAAUCAUUAUUUGUCUUAAGCCGAAUUGUUUCUUCUACAACAAACAGUAUUUUAACAAAUUUUGAAUUAACACAAUGUUUCUUUUCCGAUAAUAUUUGGUUUCCCUUCUUUGAAUCUUUAACAUUAUUUUUAAUUCGAUUUUGUGAUAAUUCAAGUCAAUUCUUUUUUGAUAUAUUAUGCAAUCUAGGCCAAACCUGUCCAUUUUCUUUAAUCAAAUUGCAUUUCACAAAUGAGGAGAGCACAAUUUUACAAUGUCUUUUGCUGCAAAGUCUUGAGAUGUUUUUGACACGCCAUCACCAAUAUUUGUGCAGUUCAAAAUUUGUCACCCUUAUGACAUCUAAUCUGUAUGACUUUAAUAACCUUAAACUCCAGCUUACAGCUAUUUGUAACAUCAUAAGCCUUAUGGACAAACUAAGUGAACAAUGCCUUUCUUCUCAACCGUUAGUGGUGUAUUGGAUACAUCUUCAUUUUAUAAGCCGCGGUUAUUACAUUAAACCAAAAGAUGAAAAAGAAAUUCGAACAUUUAAUAUCCAAUCUGUAACAUUUUCUAUUGUUAUUUUGAAAAAAGAAAAUUAUACAGAGUUUAAAAACAGUCAAUUGGCUUCAUUAGAAGCUAUUUUUAAACUGCAUGACAAAGGACUUGUUAACCCUUCUUUAGUAACGGAAAUUUUUUUUAGUCUUAUUUUUCAUAUGGAUAGUUAUUUGCGUUUCAAAGCUCUACAUUAUCUUAAGGAAGCUACAAAGUUGAACUUUAUGGAGUCUUUUUUAUUUACACGAAUGCCCAAUAUUUUGAAUCACUCUUUUCUUACCAUGAUUCUAUCGGCUUUUCAUUGUCGUCAAGAUAAGCUCCAAAAUGUGUGUGCCAUUUGUGGUUUGUUUGACAUAACAGCGAACCACUCAUUUCCAUUCACGGAGCUUUUCAACUUUUAUAAAGAACGUUUACAUGAUUUUUCAGACCAGAAAUCUUACUGUUUACGAACCAUGGAUGCUUUGGUGACGUCGCUUCAUGUGGGAGUGGAACCGUUCGUUUGUUUUGUUUCAAGCACGCUAUUGAAUGCCAUGACUUAUAUGAAAUGCGAAUGCGCCAGCAGUUUAGUUCUGAAAAAUCUAUCUCUCAAUUUCUCACUUUCAAAUUCCACUAGUAUUCAUCUACUAAUUCAUGUCUUUUUUUUGCAAUGGAUUGCUACUCUUCUGGUGUUGUUUCCCUAUGAUGACUCCAGUCAAAUUACGCACGUUCUCAAUAAUUUAACGUUGAAUCUCUAUAAUGACGUACGAGUUACUACUUUUGUUAAUUUUUCGUUCCACUCAACCCUAAACAUAUGUGACACAAAACAAGACAAGAAAAGUAACUUUCUUUGUGAAGGUUGCUCCACAGACAGCACGGAACAUUCGAAUUAUUUUCUUUUCAUAAAUACUCAUAAAAGUUUUAAGGAAAAUUGUCACCCUUUUGUUUCAUAUUUUUUCAAAUAUAAUUAUCUUGAAGAGAAUCUUAUUGAUUACUUUCUACAAUGUCUCCAGAAAUUCUCAUUAUUUUGCCAAACCUGUCAAUUCGUUAACACAUUUAUCUUCUCUAUUCAUCUUGCGGUUAUUAUGGGAGUCGUUGAUACACUUUUUUGUCUUAAAACAAAUUUAAUACAACAAUUCAACAUUAGUACUGAAUCCCAAAAUGGCGCUACUUCUGUAGGUACAUUAAGAUCACGAAAUUCUGCAUUACUUCAUGUUGAAUCUUCACCUCCAACAUGGUUUUCUCCCUUCGUACAAGCAGCCGUAGAACAAUUAUGGGAAGCCUUUUUCACAAUCAAAAUUUUCUCGGCAUUCUUCACUCGCAUUCAAACGAUCACUAACACACUCGCCAAAAAUCUUGACAUUGACAAAUGGUUGACUCAAGUGAGCGACAAUGAAUCUUCUAAACGUCUCAAACCUAAAAGGCAUUUGAUAUUGAAGAAGCAAAAACCUGCUAAACUUUACAAAAAAAAAAAAUUUUAAACAACACUGUAUACGACGGACACUCCAAAUCCUUAUGCUUCUAUGAUAUUUGCAGUAUCACUUUUCAUGAACUCUCUGUUUUUCUCUUUGUCUAACGUAUUUUAUUAAAAGACGAUAGAAUGAUCUUUUUGUUCAGCCUCAUAAGAAUAAAAAAUCUAAACAAUUUCUCUUAAAGCAUAUUUUCAUUA